AUGAAUGAAGCCGGCAACUCGAUAGACCAAGAUGAUGCCCUCCUACAGGCUCAAGGACACGCUGCUGAAUUGGAACGGUCAUUCUCUUGGGUGGGUGCCGUCGGACUUGCCUUCAGCAUCACCAAUUCCUGGAUUACCUAUGCAACCUCUUUCGGGAUCCCAUUAAGUUUAGGCGGCGGUAUAGCGGCUUUGGUUAGCCUGAUACUCGCUGCUGUUUUCCAAUGGAUUGUCCUAAUUGGGCUCGCUGAGUUCUGCUCGGCACUUCCAUCUUCAGGAGGCCAAUAUCACUACACCUACAUUGUCGCGCCGACGAAGACUCGUAACUUCGCCGCUUAUAUCGUGGGGCUGUUGAAUAUUGUCGCAUGGUGGGUGAAUGCUGCGUCAGGUACAAUCUACGUGGCGAUUUCUGCUUUCGGUAUUGCGGAACUAUGGUAUCCAAACAUGGAAGGGGCGCAUUGGCAAAUAUACUUGUGCUAUCUGUUGGUCAUCGUUCUAACCUUGAUCCCUAUUUUCACGGUUCCACAUAAGUAUAUUGACUACCUAACGAAAGGAGCGAUGUAUCUCUCUGUGAUUGGUUUGGCGUUGGUUUCAAUUGUCCUUCUCAUCAUGUCCAGAGGUAAUUACCAUCCAGAAAAUAUCGUGUCAAGUACGGCUUCAAGUGGUUGGUCUCCAGGUCCAGCCUGGUUGAUGGCCAUCGGUACCGGACAAUAUGCGUUUUUUGGUACAGGAGCUUGUACGCAUAUCGCUGAAGAGAUGCCACAACCAAGCCGUAAGCUACCGCGAGUCAUCAAUAUGACAAUGUUGAUAGGUGUUGUGACAUCAGUCAUCUGGAUCUUGGUAAUCUUAGCGGUAACUCAGGACAUGGGUGCCGUGCAAGCUGCUUCAUUGCCUAAUAUUGAAGUCAUGUAUCAGGCAACGAGAAGCAAGUCGGUUGCUACCUUCUUGCAGUCAUACAUGACACUGCUUUACUACACCUGUAUACCAUCGCAAUGGAUCACCUGCAGCCGAAUUACCUGGGCUUUCGCUCGAGAUAACGGCCUUCCAUUGUCAGACUACUGGAAGCACGUUUCCACGACGUUCAACAUUCCUGUCCGGACUACUCUGCUAUCGGCUGGGUUUUGUGCCAUCUACGGACUUGUUUAUAUCGCAAGCACAGAGGCAUUUAACUCAAUUAUCAACACGACAAUCUUGAUGCUUAAUAUUACCUUUGUUGUCCCCCAAGGAAUUGUACUGACGCGGGGCCGUCAUCACCUUCCCAAGCGUCCAUUCAAACUCGGCAAACUCGGAUAUGCUGUGAAUGCGUUCUCAGUUAUUUGGGUGACCAUAGGCGGUAUUUUCCUCUGCUUUCCGGCCACAAACCCGACCAGCCUUGAAUCAAUGAACUACAAUUCAAUUGUCAUUGUUGGCGUAAUGGUGAUUAUUUUGGCACUAUGGCUUGAAAGGCGGAACAAAUUUCGUGGUCCUGAGAUUGACUGGGUUUUCAUCAAUGCUAAUAACAGAGAGGAUUAA
Trichoderma asperellum CBS 433.97 is the source of this 1509-nucleotide messenger RNA. RefSeq lists its product as uncharacterized. The record is from RefSeq and is a predicted model, not a curated record. Gene Ontology annotation, biological process: transmembrane transport. Gene Ontology annotation, cellular component: membrane. Gene Ontology annotation, molecular function: transmembrane transporter activity. Lineage: Eukaryota; Fungi; Ascomycota; Sordariomycetes; Hypocreales; Hypocreaceae.